Molecule: messenger RNA, 2358 nt
Organism: Theileria equi strain WA
Lineage: Eukaryota; Apicomplexa; Aconoidasida; Piroplasmida; Theileriidae
Exons: 2
Coding region: 1-2358 (785 amino acids)
Molecular function (GO): RNA binding
Source: RefSeq, a predicted model, not a curated record
AUGGCACCCAGAAGGUCCACCAGGGCUAAGAAAGCAGAUAACUUGGCUGUGGAAGAGAAUGAUGAGACAGAAGUAGAGGCUCCAUUGACUGAGGCCCCUCCAGAACCACCUGUGGACCCAUACGUUGUGGAAUCUAAGGAUCCAUACGAUGUCCAGGAUUCCAAUGAACAUGUUGACGUAGAUCUUGAUGAGGAUACCGCAACUAUUUUGGAAAAUGACAUACCACAAGUUCCAGAUCAGGAGGAAACCAACUCUGGCCAUGUUUCACAAAAGAUGUCAGAAAACGUUGAGCUCCUUUGUGAUAUGGUAAAGUCACUAAAGCAGCUGGAAGAAGAUGUUGCUCCUGACAGUGACGAUUCUGAAGAAGGAGCUAUUGUAGAAGAUGAAGUACCAUUUGAAAGAUUACCAGAUCCUGGAUGCCAAAGCAAUAUUGUCCACCUGUUGAAUAUCCCUCCAGAGGUUGAUUUCUCUAAAAUCGUUUCAUUGAUAUCGAAAUAUGAGGAAAUUGUUAACCAUUGUUUCAUUUCUGGUGCAACAGAGUUGAAGAUUAUUUUCAAGUCCUUCUUUCUCGCAUCGGAAGCAAAGACACAACUGGACAAUCUAAAAUUGCAUAAUCGCAGAAUCCAGGCAAUAUAUAGUAAAGCGGAUGAAUAUAAUCCAAAGAUUCCUCCCGCACCUCAUUAUGAUCCAAACUACAACCAGAGAUUUUUUAGGUCUCACGAUAUGCCAAUGAUACCACCUGCUCCUCCGGUUCCCCCAGUUCCGCCUAUUCCACCAUCACUCCCAUUACCCCCGUUGCCUUUAGCAAAUCCACCUUUGCCACCAACCAGAGGUGGACACUUCCGCUCGUUUAAUGAUGACAGACAGGCACCAAACCGCAUAUAUUUUGGACGAUUUAUUAGCAAAAUGGAGGGGAAAACUCUUUCUGAAAUUGUUAACGGACAGCAGCCCCUCUCUAAUUGGAGUAGUGAUCAAUCUGUUGAAGAACAACAGUUUGAAUUUGACAAAAUUGUCGAAGAAUAUGGAAUUACUAAUCGCUAUUUGAUAGUUGGGGGAUUACCACCAGAAGUGACUUCUAGCGCUGAUGCUGCUUACGAAUGGUUGUCAAAACUUACUGAUUCUGUCGUGGAUAUUGAUAUUGUUUCGAUGCCAAAUUAUGAACCCAAUAUAUCAAAUCCAUAUCUUCAUUUAACAUUUCAAAAGAGAGUGGAUUGCCAAAAUCUCAUGACAAAAAUCACUGAAUUGGGUGAUGGUUUACUCUGUAAAUACGCGGCUCCAAGACGAGCUAUUGAUUCCCUAUGGAUUGGAAAUAUAGCUGAAAUUUGUGGAUAUUGUAGGAACGAGGAAGAGUUGUCGAUAUUUCUAUCAACGUUUGGUGAUGUCAGGGGAUUUAGACUGAUACCAGAACGUUUGUGUGUAUUUGUUACCUAUAUACACAAGGUGGAUGCGAUUAGAGCUAGAAACAGCCUUUUAGGAUUGUCGUUAUCUGGAAACCGUUCCGCCGCUCUCAACGUUGAUUUUUCUACAUCUGAGCCAAGAACUCAACGUUCAUAUCGUAGAUCUGAAAGAGAUGCUUCAUCGCAGAGUUUAGGUGGGAAAUUGUUGGCUGCUAUCCAAAAGAGAUCAGACGGUGACUUGUUGAUUAAAAAGUUGUUAUCUAAUGACUCUGAUAUUUUACCGGACUUGUCUAACACUAGACACCAUAGUAGGAAUUCUUCCAGGGUUGAUAGGUUUGGUAGAACCAUACGUGAUCAUUCUCGUCACGAGUAUCAUCGUUCACAUCCAUAUGAUAGAUCGCACGAUAGAUCUCAUUCGUCCCGUCACGGGCAUUAUGAUGACGAUGUUCAGCCAUGGUCUAGAGGAAGGAAACGUGCUGGUUCAUUUAUGCGAGACGAUGAUGUUAAGCACAGAAGGCAUGCCUCACCUCCUAAAGAGCCUGUUGAAGAUCGGGUGCCAGAAGCGCCUUCCUCUCCUUCCCGUCAAACGCUCAUGUGCAAACUACUUAAGCGUGGCAAACCUAUAUGCAAUGUUUCAGCUGUAUUUGUUAGGGGUGAUGCUUCUCACAAGUUGCCGAACAUGCUUGAUGUCAAUCAACGUGCUAAUCCAGAGCGCCUAAAGAACACAUUACAAAAGGGACCGGAGUUGUCCCUUUGGCAAUUGGGUGCUGACACGAGAGAUGAUAGUGUAAAGUAUGAUGGAUUGUGCGAUUAUUUGAUUUCAAAAAGCAGAGUGGCUCUUGUUCAAGAGGGACCAUAUGAAAUUUACAUUGUUCCCCCUUUUAAGGACUAUGUGGAUAUGCUGUCAAUGCCAGAUUCUCAGUUUAUGUAUGCCUACAUGCUCCCAAAGGGCGGUAAUUGA